This is a messenger RNA of Clunio marinus, 198 nucleotides long. The record is from the annotation of a GenBank genome assembly. NCBI's taxonomy places the organism in Eukaryota, Metazoa, Arthropoda, Insecta, Diptera, Chironomidae.
AUGAAGAUUUUUUUGAAAUUCAAACUCGUCCGUCAUAUUCCACCUACAAAAACGUCAUCAAAUCUUGAAACAAAUCCCAAUCAGAGGCCAAAAGGAACAGCAAAAGAAAAAGUGCCAGUGAAUGGCCAAUUUCUGAGAACGGCGGUCAAUCCACACAAUCAACAAAUGUCCAACAUCAUAUACAGAUUCAAAAAAUAA